GCACGACGGGGACGCCGCGAGGGAGGAACGGGGUGGGCGCGGGUCCGGCCUCCCCAUCACGUGGCGCCGCCGGGCCGAAGCGCAGGGGUCGCAGGCAGCCCCCGCCCCGGGCAAAGGGAGGCCGGCGCGCCACGGGGUCCCCACCCCCACCUGACCGUCGACUCUGAGUGAAUCGCAAGCGGCGGGAACCCAGCGUGCGGCCUGGAGCCGGCGCCAGCCUCUGUGAAUCGCGGUGUGGGGGGAAGGCGGCCACCUCCCUGCCGGGACGGCCCGGGGACUCCGCAGCUUGAGGGAGGCCGCAGUGCCCAGGGGCGGCGUGCGCAUCCAGCCCCGGGGCCUCGUGCAAGUGGCCAGGCCGGCCCUCUCCCCGCGGGCUGCACCAGCCCCAUGCUGGAUCCGGAGCCGGCAGCCUGGGCCCCGGUUCGAGGUCGUAGGGACCUGGGCCCCAGGGAGGGCCUGCUGCUGUCUGGGUCAGUAUGGGGAGGCAAGCAAGUGUCGCAUGUUCACCCGCACAGGUGAGGGGUGCCAGGGAACACCAUCCUGGCCAGGAGCGGUUCUCCGGGUUAGACCCUGCUUGAGGGGUUGGACGGGCUGGGUCGGUCCUCAGUGGGGCAGGGGCCAUCUUUCCCCCGGAGCACAAGCCUAUCCCUGCUUCGUCCCUGGCGACUCCUGGGCUGGCCUGGACAGUGGGCCUCCAACCCUAUGUGGGUGGACAUGGGUGCUGAGUACCCGCUCUAGGGUUCCCUACCACCUCCAUGAGCCCUCCAGUCCCUUUCCCAGCCCCGGCUUUGGGACCGUGCCUCAGGCUGGCCAUCUGAGUCAUCUCGGGCAGCCCUGCCUGCUCCUCACUGUGAGCCCCCGGGUGCCCCUAGGGAUGGCCUGGGACAAGCUGCAGGAGCCUUUGAGGGCUGAGGCUCGGCUGGGGGGAAGCCAGCACAGGUGCAGAAACCUCAGACUGCUGGGGAGGUCAGGGCCACAGUGGGGUCCCCAGGCCAAUACCCCACAUUGAAUGGGUCAGGGCCUAGAGGUGGGCCUGUUCCCAGAGCAUGCAGCGCCUCCCAGUGACAGUGGGGCCAGGGCUUGCGCGGAUCCUGAGGCUAGCUCACCCCAUGGGUGGCCACCCGUUCCGUGUGCUGAGGCUGCUGGCAGGGGUGUCUCGGGCAGAACACGUGCGGCACUCACACCUCCACUCUGCAGAGCAACCAUGGAGGAAGUGGUGAUCGCUGGGAUGUCCGGGAAGUUGCCGGAGUCGGAGAACCUGCAGGAGUUCUGGGACAACCUCAUCGGCGGUGUGGACAUGGUCACGGACGAUGACCGUCGCUGGAAGGCGGGGCUCUACGGCCUGCCCCGGCGGUCCGGCAAGCUGAAGGACCUGUCUAGGUUCGAUGCCUCCUUCUUUGGGGUCCACCCCAAGCAGGCACACACGAUGGACCCCCAGCUGCGGCUGCUGCUGGAAGUCACCUACGAGGCCAUCGUGGACGGAGGCAUCAACCCAGCUUCACUCCGAGGGACACACACUGGCAUCUGGGUGGGCGUGAGUGGCUCUGAGGCCUCGGAGGCCCUGAGCCGAGACCCUGAGACGCUCUUAGGCUACAGCAUGGUGGGCUGCCAGCGGGCCAUGAUGGCCAACCGGCUCUCCUUCUUCUUCGACUUCAAAGGGCCCAGCAUCACCCUGGACACAGCCUGCUCCUCCAGCCUGCUGGCCCUGCAGAACGCCUAUGAGGCCAUUCGCAGUGGAGUGUGUCCCGCUGCCAUCGUGGGAGGCAUCAACAUCCUCCUGAAGCCCAACACGUCCGUGCAGUUCAUGCGGCUGGGCAUGCUCAGCCCUGAGGGCGCCUGCAAGGCCUUCGACGAAGCAGGGAACGGGUACUGCCGCUCGGAGGCUGUGGUGGCCGUCUUGCUGACCAAGAAGUCCCUGGCCCGGCGGGUGUAUGCCACCAUCCUGAAUGCUGGCACCAAUACAGAUGGCUGCAAGGAGCAAGGUGUGACCUUCCCCUCUGGAGAGGUCCAGGAGGAGCUUAUCCGCUCCUUGUAUCAGCCGGCCGGGGUGGCCCCUGAGUCACUGGAGUACAUUGAAGCCCAUGGCACGGGCACCAAGGUGGGGGACCCCCAGGAGCUGAAUGGCAUCGUCCAGGCCCUGUGUACCACCCGCCAGGAGCCACUGCUAAUCGGCUCCACCAAGUCCAACAUGGGGCACCCAGAGCCAGCCUCAGGGCUGGCAGCCCUGGCCAAGGUGCUGCUGUCCCUGGAGCACGGGCUGUGGGCCCCCAACCUGCACUUCCACAACCCCAACCCUGAGAUCCCAGCACUGCUGGACGGGCGGCUACAAGUGGUGGAUCAGCCCCUGCCCGUCCGUGGCGGCAACGUGGGCAUCAACUCCUUCGGCUUUGGGGGUUCCAAUGUACAUGUCAUCCUGAAGCCCAACACACAGCCGCCCCCGGCACCUGCACCACACACCACCCUGCCCCAUCUGCUGCGGGCCAGCGGACGCACCCCCGAGGCUGUGCAGGAGCUGCUGGAGCAGGGCCUCCAGCACAGCCAGGACCUGGCCUUCCUGAGCAUGCUGAACGACAUUGCAGCUGUCCCCACCGCUGCCAUGCCCUUCCGUGGCUACGCCGUCCUGGGUGGCAAGAGCAGUGGCCCAGAGGUGCAGCAGGUGCCCACUGGCGAGCGCCCGCUCUGGUUCAUCUGCUCUGGGAUGGGCACGCAGUGGCGUGGGAUGGGGCUGAGCCUCAUGCGCCUGAGCGUCUUCCGAGACUCCAUCAUGCGCUCCGACGAGGCCGUGAAGUCACUUGGCCUGAAGGUGUCACAGCUGCUGCUGAGCACGGAGGAGAGCACCUUUGACGACCCCGUCCAUUCCUUUGUGAGCCUGACCGCCAUCCAGAUAGGCCUCAUAGACCUGCUGAGCUGCAUGGGGCUGAAGCCAGAUGGCAUCAUCGGCCACUCCCUGGGGGAAGUGGCCUGUGGCUACGCAGAUGGCUGCUUGUCCCAGGAGGAAGCUGUCCUCUCUGCCUACUGGAGAGGGCAGUGCAUUAAAGAAGCCAACAUCCCGAAAGGCGUCAUGGCAGCCGUGGGCUUGUCCUGGGAGGAGUGUAAGCAGCGCUGUCCCCCGGGUGUGGUGCCCGCCUGCCACAACUCUAAGGAGACGGUGACCAUCUCAGGACCUCAGGGCCCGGUACGCGAGUUCGUGGAACAGCUGAAGCAGGAGGGCGUGUUUGCCAAGGAGGUGCAGACGGGCGGCAUAGCUUUCCACUCCUACUUCAUGGAGGGCAUCGCACCCCUCCUGCUGCAGGAGCUCAAGAAGGUGAUCCGGGAGCCGAAGCCACGCUCGGCCCGCUGGCUCAGCACCUCCAUCCCCGAGGCCCAGUGGCACACCAGCCUGGCACUCACGUGCUCCCCCGAGUACAGCGUCAACAACCUGGUGAGCCCCGUGCUGUUCCAGGAGGCCCUGUGGCACGUGCCUGAGCACGCGGUGGUGCUGGAGAUUGCGCCCCAUGCCCUGCUGCAGGCUGUCUUGAAGCGUGGCCUGAAGCCAAGCUGCACCAUCAUCCCCCUGAUGAGGAAGGACCACAGGGACAACCUGGAGCUGUUCCUCGCCGGCGUCGGCAAGCUGCAUCUCUCAGGCAUCGAUGCCAACCCCAAUGCCUUGUUCCCACCGGUGGAGUUCCCGGUUCCCCGAGGAACGCCCCUCAUCUCCCCGCUCAUCAAGUGGGACCACAGCCUGGCCUGGGACGUGCCAGCCGCCAAGGACUUCCCCAACAGCUCUGGUUCCCCAUCAGCCUCUGUCUACACCAUCGACACCAGCCCUGAGUCUCCUGACCGCUACCUGGUGGACCACUGCAUCGAUGGCCGUAUCAUCUUCCCUGCCACUGGCUACCUGUGCCUCGUGUGGAAGACACUGGCCCGUGCCCUGGGCCUGGCCAUGGAGCAGCUGCCCGUGGUGUUUGAGGAGGUGGUGGUGCACCAGGCCACCAUCCUGCCCAAGACCGGGACCAUGUCCCUGGAGGUACGGCUCCUGGAGGCCUCCCACACCUUCGAAGUGUCACAGAGUGGCCACUUGUUAGUGAGUGGGAAGGUGCAUCAGUGGGAGGACCCUGACCCGAGGCUCUUUGACCACCCGGAAAGCCCCACCCCCAGCCCCGAAGAGCCAUUCUUGUCCCAGGCUGAAGUGUACAGGGACCUGCGUCUGCAUGGCUACGACUACGGCCCUCACUUCCAGGGCAUCCUGGAGGCCAGCCUGGACGGCAACUCGGGUAAGCUGUUAUGGAAAGACAACUGGGUGUCCUUCCUGGACACCAUGCUGCAGAUAUCCAUCCUGAGCGUAAGCCAGGACAGCCUGUUGCUGCCCACCCGCAUCACUGCCAUCCACAUCGAUCCUGCCACCCACAGGCAGAAGCUGUACACAGAGCAGGACGAGGCCCAAGUGGCUGACGUGGUGGUGAGCAGGUACCUGAAGACCACAGUGGCCGGAGGCGUCCAUGUCUUCCUGCUCCACACUUCGGCGGCCCCGCGGCGACAGCAGGAACAUCAGGCGCCCAUCCUGGAGAAGUUUUGUUUCACGCCCCAUGUGGAGGAUGGGUGCCUGUCUGGGAACGCUGCUCUGAAGGAGGAGCUGCAGCUGUGCAAGGGACUGGUGCAGGCGCUGCAGACUAAGGUGACCCAGCAGGGGCUGAAGAUGGCAGUGCCCGGACUGGAUGGGGCCCAGGUCCCCCAGGACUCCCUGCAGCAGGCACUGCCCCAGCUGCUGUCAGCCGCUUGCGGGCUUCAGCUCAACGGGAACCUACAGCUGGAGCUGGCACAGCUGCUGGCCCAGAAGAGGUCUGAGCUGCCAGAGGACCCUCUGCUCAGCGGCCUCCUGGACUCCCCAGCGCUCAAGGCCUGUGUGGACACUGCCCUGGAGAACAUGCCCAGCCUGAAGAUGAAGGUGGUGGAGGUGCUGGCUGGCCAUGGUCACCUGUAUUCCCGCAUCCCAGGCAUGCUCAACAUGCAGCCCCUGCUGCAGCUGAGCUACACGGCCACUGACCGCCACCCUCAGGCCCUGGAGGCUGCCCAGGCCAAGCUGCAGCAGCAUGACAUUGCCCAGGGCCAGUGGGACCCCUUGGACCCUGCCCCCAGCACCCUGGGCAGCACUGACCUCUUGGUGUGCAACUGUGCAGUGGCAGCCCUUGGGGACCCAGCCUUAGCCCUUGGCAACAUGGUGGCUUCCCUGAGAGAGGGGGGCUUUCUCUUGCUGCACACGCUGCUCCAGGGGCACCCCCUUGGGGAGACCGUGGCCUUCCUCACCUCCGCUGAGCCGCAGUACGCCCAGGGCAUCCUCAGCCAGGACGCAUGGGAGAGCCUCUUUGCCAAGAUGUCGCUGCGCUUGGUGGGCCUGAAGAAAUCCUUCUACGGCUCCGUACUUUUCCUGUGCCGCCGGCCCGCCCCACAGGACAGCCCCAUCUUCCUGCCGGUGGAGGACACCAGCUUCCACUGGGUGGACUCUCUGAAGGGCAUCCUGGCCGACUCCUCCUCCCGACCCGUGUGGCUGAAGGCUGUCAACUGCACCACGUCUGGCGUGGUGGGCUUGGUGAACUGUCUCCGCCAAGAGCCCGGCGGGCACCGUAUCCGGUGCCUGCUACUGUCCAACCUCAGUAGCACCUCCCGUGUCCCGGAUGUGGACCCUGGCUCCGCAGAACUGCAGAAGGUGCUGCAGGGAGACCUGGUGAUGAACGUCUACCGCGACGGGGCCUGGGGGACCUUCUGCCACUUCCCGCUGGAGCAAGACAAGCCCGAGGAGCUGACGGCACACGCCUACGUGAUGGUCCUCACCCGGGGUGACCUGUCCUCCAUCCGCUGGGUCUGCUCCUCGCUACGCCAUGCCCAGCCCGCCAGCCCUGGUGCCCAGCUCUGUACAGUCUACUACGCCUCCCUCAACUUCCGCGACAUCAUGCUGGCCACUGGCAAGCUGUCCCCUGAUGCCAUCCCAGGGAAUUGGGCCACCAAGGACUGCUUGCUGGGUAUGGAAUUCUCAGGCCGGGACCCCAGCGGCAAGCGUGUGAUGGGGCUGGUGCCCGCCGAGGGCCUGGCCACCUCUGUCCUGCUGUCACCAGACUUCCUCUGGGAUGUGCCCUCCCACUGGACGCUGGAGGAGGCAGCCUCAGUGCCCGUCGUCUACACCACAGCUUAUUACGCACUGGUAGUGCGCGGGCGGGUCCAGCGCGGGGAGACGGUGCUCAUCCACUCAGGCUCGGGUGGCGUGGGCCAGGCCGCCAUUGCCAUCGCCCUCAGUCUGGGCUGCCGCGUCUUCACCACCGUGGGGUCGGCCGAGAAGCGGGCGUAUCUCCAGGCCAGAUUCCCCCAACUUGACAGCACCAGCUUCGCCAACUCAAGGGACACAUCAUUCGAGAAGCACGUGAUGCAGCACACGGGCGGGAAGGGCGUUGACCUGGUCCUGAACUCCUUGGCGGAAGAGAAGCUGCAAGCCAGCGUGAGGUGCUUGGCUCAGCACGGCCGCUUCCUGGAAAUUGGCAAAUUUGACCUUUCUAACAAUCACCCGCUUGGCAUGGCCAUCUUCUUGAAGAACGUGACCUUCCACGGGAUUCUUCUGGACGCACUCUUCGAUGACGCCAGUGCUGCCUGGCAGGAGGUGUCGGCGCUUCUGCAGGCUGGCAUCCGUGAUGGCGUGGUGCAGCCCCUCAAGUGCACCAUGUUCCCCAGGACCCAGGUGGAGGACGCUUUCCGCUACAUGGCCCAGGGGAAGCACAUUGGCAAAGUUGUCGUGCAGGUGCGUGCGGAGGAGCCGGAGGCUGUGCUGAAGGGGGCCAAACCCACACUGAUGGCGGCCGUCUCCAAGACCUUCUGCCCGCCCCACAAGAGCUACGUCAUUGCUGGUGGCCUGGGUGGCUUCGGCCUGGAGCUGGCCCAGUGGCUGAUAAAGCGCGGAGCCCAGAAGCUGGUGCUGACCGCUCGCUCCGGGAUCCGGACAGGUUACCAGGCCAAGAAGGUCCGAGAGUGGAGGCAUCUGGGCGUGCAGGUGCAGGUGUCUACCAGCAACGCCAGCUCACUGGAGGGGGCCCAGGGCCUCAUCGCCGAGGCUGCGCAGCUCGGGCCCGUGGGUGGCAUCUUCAACCUGGCUAUGGUCUUGAGAGACGCCUUGCUGCAGAACCAGAGCCCGGAGUCCUUCCAGGACGUCAGCCAGCCUAAAUACAACAGCACCCUGAACCUGGACAGGGUGACCCGGGAGGCGUGUCCAGAGCUAGACUACUUCGUGGUUUUCUCCUCUGUGAGCUGUGGGCGUGGCAACGCCGGACAGACCAAUUACGGCUUUGCCAACUCCGCCAUGGAGCGCAUCUGCGAGAAACGCCGGCACGACGGCCUCCCAGGCCUGGCCGUGCAAUGGGGCGCCAUUGGCGACGUGGGCGUCGUGAUGGAGACAAGAGGCACCAACAACACGGUCAUCGGGGGCACACUGCCCCAGCGCAUGGUCUCCUGCCUGGAGGUGCUAGACCUCUUUCUGAACCAGCCCCAUGCCGUCCUGAGCAGCUUCGUGCUGGCUGAGAAGGCUUCAGCCUACAAGGAUGGGGACAGCCAGCGGGACCUGGUGAAGGCCGUGGCACAUAUCCUGGGCAUCCGCGACUUGGCUGGCAUCAACCUGGACAGCUCCCUGGCGGACCUGGGCCUGGACUCUCUCAUGGGCGUGGAGGUGCGCCAGACGCUGGAGCGCGAACACGACCUGGUGCUGUCUAUGCGUGAAGUGCGGCAGCUCACGCUCCGGAAGCUGCAGGAGCUGUCUUCGAAGGCAGAGCUGGCGUCCCCCACGCCCAAGAACAGCCCGGCCCAGCAGCAGAGCCAGCUGAACCUGCGCUCCCUGCUGGUGAACCCCGAGGGUCCCACCCUGACACGGCUCAACUCGGUGCAGAGCUCCGAGCGGCCCCUGUUCCUGGUGCACCCAAUCGAGGGCUCCACCACUGUGUUCCACAGCCUGGCCUCCGGGCUCAGCAUCCCCACCUAUGGCCUGCAGUGCACCCGAGCUGCCCCCCUCGACAGCAUCCACAGCCUGGCAGCCUACUAUGUCGACUGCAUCAGGCAGGUGCAGCCCGAGGGCCCCUACCGCGUGGCUGGCUACUCCUAUGGGGCCUGCGUGGCCUUUGAGAUGUGUUCCCAGCUGCAGGCCCAGCAGAGCCCAGCCCCUACCAACAACAGCCUCUUCCUAUUUGAUGGCUCACCCACCUACGUGCUGGCCUACACCCAGAGCUACCGGGCAAAGCUGACACCAGGCUGCGAGGCUGAGGCCGAGACAGAGGCCAUGCGCUUCUUCGUGCAGCAAUUCACGGACGCGGAGCACAGCAGGGUGCUGGAGGAGCUGCUGCCGCUGAAGAGCCUGGAAGAGCGCGUGGCAGCCGCCGUGGACCUGAUCACCAAGAGCCACCAGGGCCUUGACCGCCAGGAGCUGAGCUUCGCGGCCCUGUCCUUUUACCACAAGCUGCGUGCUGCUGAGCAGUACACACCCAAGGCCAAGUACCAUGGCAACGUGACGCUGCUGCGCGCCAAGACGAGCAGCUCCUACAGUGAAGACCUGGGCGCGGACUACAACCUCUCCCAGGUGUGCGACGGGAAGGUGUCUGUCCACAUCAUUGAGGGCGACCACCGCACACUGCUGGAGGGCCGUGGCCUGGAGUCCAUCAUCAGCAUCAUCCACAGCUCCCUGGCUGAGCCACGUGUGAGCGUGCGGGAGGGCUAGGUCCCACCCCCGCCUGCCCCCGGAGACUGCUCCGCCAUUCCCCUCACCGCUGUGCAGCGGGGCUGGAAGGGUCCUGCCGGUGGGACCCUACUGGGCCCAGUGCCACUGCCCCCCGAGGCCACUAGACAUAGGCGUUAGGCUUGUCCCGCCUGCCCGCUGCCUCCCAGGGCACCUCGGGGAUGCCAGAGCCGCCGACUUGGAGACUCCUGGUCUGUGAAGAGCCGGCAAAACCCGCAAGAACUGGGCUGGUGCACCUGUGGGGUUCGCGCUUGGUCUUUCUCCUCUUGGAUUUGCAUAUUUAUUGCAUUGCUGGUAGAGACCCCCAGGCCUGUGCACCCUGCAAAGACUCCUCAGGCAGCAUGCGGGUCCUGCACAUUGCUUCCAUUUCCCCAUGUCUCCUGCGGGCAUGGGUGGCCACCCAGGCCUGCUGGCUGCGGCCCCCUCUGGGCCAGGCCUGGCUCGACCCACUCCGUGGGAGGUCACCAAGGAGCCGGAGGUCCCAGCUCCGGCCCACUGUGUCCAGCUGCACCCAUGAUGCAGGGCUGGCUCCAACCCUGCGGACCGCGCCGGGCACCAACUCACUGUUUGUCUGUGUUUGUUUUUCAAGAAAUGAUUCAAAUUGCUGCUCAGAUUUUGAAAUUACUAUAACUGUCAGUGUACACGUCUGGACCCCGUUUCAUUUUUACACCAAUUUGGUAAAUAUGCUGUUCUCCUCAGCCUCCCCACAAUUAAACCGCACGUCAUCUCUG
Messenger RNA from Sapajus apella (tufted capuchin), 9468 nucleotides. It is a transcript of the gene FASN, whose product is annotated as fatty acid synthase. Gene Ontology annotation, biological process: fatty acid biosynthetic process. Gene Ontology annotation, cellular component: cytoplasm. The transcript is spliced from 43 exons. Gene Ontology annotation, molecular function: oxidoreductase activity; 3-oxoacyl-[acyl-carrier-protein] synthase activity; fatty acid synthase activity. NCBI's taxonomy places the organism in Eukaryota, Metazoa, Chordata, Mammalia, Primates, Cebidae. The record is from RefSeq and is a predicted model, not a curated record. The coding region runs from base 1010 to 8719 and encodes 2569 amino acids.